Molecule: messenger RNA, 260 nt
Organism: Racocetra persica
Lineage: Eukaryota; Fungi; Glomeromycota; Glomeromycetes; Diversisporales; Gigasporaceae
Source: the annotation of a GenBank genome assembly
AAUCAUUUAAUGGGACUUUUGUUGAUGAUAAGUCUAGCUUUUUCACAGAAUUAAUCAUUGUGAGAAUAUAUGUUGAGGGAGGUGAUAGUGGUGAACCUGCAUUUUAUUAUUCAGGUUUGAAUUGGGUGAUUCCAAGUGGUAUAACUAUUGCAGGUGUGAACGGUAAACAUGGCGCUGACAUUCUUAUUCUUGGAGCAUUUUUACCAAUAGCAUUAAUUCUCAGCAAGUUGGAUUUACGGCUUUACUAUUCUGCACCAUAG